Dothidotthia symphoricarpi CBS 119687 is the source of this 1287-nucleotide messenger RNA. RefSeq lists its product as uncharacterized. The transcript has a single exon. Gene Ontology annotation, cellular component: ERMES complex. Gene Ontology annotation, biological process: mitochondrion organization; phospholipid transport. NCBI's taxonomy places the organism in Eukaryota, Fungi, Ascomycota, Dothideomycetes, Pleosporales, Dothidotthiaceae. The record is from RefSeq and is a predicted model, not a curated record. The coding region runs from base 1 to 1287 and encodes 428 amino acids. Gene Ontology annotation, molecular function: lipid binding.
AUGUCAAUCGAUAUCAAUUGGGAUACCAUUACAGGUGGCGCAGACGGAUCUGACCGCGCAGAGACAAUCCGCGCUUUCAUCCACGACAGAUUCCAGCAGGUGACGCUGCCGCGUUUUAUCCGCUCAGUUCAUGUCCACUCAUUCGAAUUUGGGAGCGUGCCGCCCGUGAUCGAGAUCAAGGACAUAUGUGAUCCGCUACCGGAUUUCUACGAAGAGGACGAAGACUGUUCAGACGAAGAGAAAGAUGGGAAUGAUGCUUCAGAGUUUGACGACGGACAACGCGAGACCAGCGAUCCUUCAAGUCACUUAUCCAAGGAGCGACCCGUGAGAGAAAUGGGAGGGAGACCAUCUCACGCGGAAGAGUAUAUGUCGAGUCAUUUGCGUUCUAUCUCUUCACAUGCCAACAAACCACCGCCAGGCUUUCGACCCUCACUAGCCCCCACGGAGCAGCUAGGGAACCCUCUCUUCCAAAAGGUUUCAACCCCAGGUAUUCCCGGUGGGACUUCCAACCUCAACUACUUCCAUCUUCCUCUGGGUUCUGGGCUUUCUGGAAGUGCGACACCUCUAGCCGCCGUUGCUGGCGCACAGCUACAAGGCUGGCUCGACAAUUCAUAUGCUUGGCCAUCAACACCCACUAAUAUGCGUCUUCGUCAUGCUACAUCUACAAACUCUUUGACGUCGACAACACAAUCAAAUCCGGAUCCCAGCUCUCGUCCGUCUUCCAAACACCAACAUGAUCACGAGAGGGAAAACGCCUUUGCGCAGUUGAACGACUCAUCCUCACAGCAUGGGUCUAAUGGCUCGCCAUCUGCGUCACAUCCCCGCAUAUUGGAUAAGAGCCCCGAGGACAUCCAAGUGGUGGCCCACGUGCAAUACUCCGGAGACGUGAAGAUGUCGUUGACAGCAGAAAUCUUGUUGGACUAUCCCAUGCAAAGUUUUGUUGGCAUUCCAUUGAAAUUGAACAUUACCGGUCUCACUUUUGACGGCGUUGCCAUCAUAGCAUACAUCAAGAAGCGGGCUCAUUUUUGUUUCUUGUCGCCUGAUGAUGCCGAUGCAUUGGUGGGCAAUGAGUCAUUUGGUUCUUGCUUGGAAGACACACAGGAGCAGCGAUUGAAGGUUGGAGGUUUGCUCGAACACAUCAAAGUGGAGAGCGAGAUUGGGGGGCAGGGCAGUGGGAAACAAGUGCUCAAGAAUGUAGGGAAAGUGGAGUCAUUCGUCCUGGAGCAGGUCAGGCGCAUUUUCGAGGACGAAUUUGUCUACCCAAGUUUCUGGACGUUCCUUGUUUGA